Apis laboriosa (Himalayan honeybee) is the source of this 1458-nucleotide messenger RNA. Its product is annotated as phospholipase B1, membrane-associated-like. Gene Ontology annotation, molecular function: glycerophospholipase activity. Bases 128 to 1354 code for a protein of 408 amino acids. Gene Ontology annotation, biological process: phospholipid metabolic process. The transcript is spliced from 7 exons. NCBI's taxonomy places the organism in Eukaryota, Metazoa, Arthropoda, Insecta, Hymenoptera, Apidae. The record is from RefSeq and is a predicted model, not a curated record.
ACUUCCUCUGAGUACACUCAACAUUUACAAUUCUUUACUCUAGUAGAAAUAUAAGUGGACAGACAAUAUUAACUAUUAUAAAGACGUUUUAUUAUUUUAGUUAUUAAUUUAGUUGCUCGCGAAACUAAUGAUGGACAAAUUGUGGUUAUUUUUGUUAUUACAAUUGUUAUUUGUGUUAUCUGCAUCUCAAAAAACAAAUUUAGAUUCACCGAUAAAUUUAGAAACAUAUCGAAUAUUUCGUAAUUGGAUUCUCCGAAAUUUCGCUAAAAAUGAAAGAGUUCGGGCGCAGCAUGAAGGAAAACUUCAACAAGAAAUUUCGGAAGAUAUUCCAUUUCCUUGCAACGUGACAAAUGGUAAAUCUCCUAUUGUCCCUGAUUCAGUUCAUCGUUUAAGACCAGGAGAUAUAGAUGUUAUUGCUGCGAUGGGUGAUUCCUUGACAGCUGGAAUUGGAAUUUUUGCGACUAACUUAUUAGAAUUAUCUAUUGAAAAUAGAGGUGCAUCGUUUACUAUCGGUGGUGAAAAGUCUUGGCGAACGUAUCUAACAUUGCCAAAUAUUUUUAAAGAAUUCAAUCCCAGAUUAAUAGGCUAUGCACUUGGAGAUGGUCAAACUUAUGAGUCAACUUCGCAAUUGAACGUCGGUGAAAUUAACGCAAUAUCGAGAGAUAUGCCUUUCAUGGCUAAAUAUUUAAUCACUAGAAUGAAACGUGAUACAAGAAUAGAUAUAAAGAAACAUUGGAAGUUCAUUUCAUUGUUCAUAGGAGCCAAUGACUUUUGUUCUCAUAUGUGUGUACCUUCUUCUCCGUGGUCUAUUUUAGAAAAGCACAGAAUUGAUUUAAUCAAUACUUUUCGAAUAUUAAGAGAUAAUUUACCACGUACUUUGGUAUCACUUAUAAUAGCGCCCAAUUUAAAAGAAUACGUUAUUACAAGCAAAAAAAGAAAUUUAUUGAAGUGCUAUAUAGUCACUACUAUCGGAUGCUCGUGCUUAUUUGGUUUACAAUUCCAAGAUCGGAGACAGGAAUAUUAUGAAGUAAUGAGCAGAUGGCAAAAAUUGCAAGAGGAAGUUGCUAAUUAUCCAGAAUUUAAUAGAAAAGACUUUACUAUUAUUGUUUCACCAGGCAUUAGUAAUAUUAAAAUUACGCUUCCCGAAGGCGAAUCCAGUGAUCUAUCGUAUUUUUCUGCUGAUUGUUUUCAUAUAAGUCAGAAAACACAUGCAAUCUUUGCGAAUGCUUUAUGGAAUAAUUUAUUACAACCAAUUGGAAACAAAACUACUACUUUACUUCCAGUAUUUGAAACAUUUUUAUGUCCUACUUCCAAAAGACCAUAUCUAGUGACACGUGAAAAUUCUCAGAUAUAAUAAUAAAAAUUAAAAAUAAAGAUAAAUUGUGUAAAUGUAAAUUUUAUAUUAAUAUAAAUUUAUAGUAUAAUACAAAAUAUAUUAUGGCAGAGGAAUAUUUUAUA